UGUCGGAAGGAUAACGGCAGGAAGACAGAGGGAUACAAUGUUGAAAUUUCAAUCAGCUUUUUAUUGUAUGAUUGUUCUGUUGCUCGUUUGUCUAGGAUUUUGUGAAGCCUUCGCGAAUUGUCCCGACGGGUGGGUGCCGUACCAGGAAUCGUGUUACUGGAUACGGCAUGAUAAGCCAUUGACGUUUGACGCUGCCAAGCAACAUUGUGACCAUGAGAGCGGAGGCAUGGGGAAAAUGCUAUACGUUAGCAGCGCGGAUGAAAACGCGUGGAUCAAGGACUAUCUCCGUGAUAUGAGAGUGGGAACCACCUACUGGUGGCUAGGACUGACGGACAAACACACUGAGGGUUCUUGGCACUGGGUGGCUAGCCAGCAACAAACAACAUUUACAGAUUUCAAGCCGGGUGAUCUAGGAGACCACAAUCAAGAAGACUGUGCGAUAUAUGCCUCAGUUCAUAAUUUCCAGUGGGCUGAUGUCGCCUGCAGCAUAAAUGCAUACCCCAUCUGCAAGAUAAAUUACAACGACUUGGAAUUGUUUGGAAAAUAAAGGUCAAUAAAACAUAUAUUUAAAGGAAAAAAA
Messenger RNA from Mya arenaria, 580 nucleotides. RefSeq names its product perlucin-like protein. NCBI's taxonomy places the organism in Eukaryota, Metazoa, Mollusca, Bivalvia, Myida, Myidae. The coding region runs from base 38 to 547 and encodes 169 amino acids. The transcript has 5 exons. The record is from RefSeq and is a predicted model, not a curated record.